GUCAACAACAGGAGAAGGUCUGUGCUGCAGAAAUCUUUAAAACAGUUCAUCAAGGCAAAAUGGAUUAUUUAGAUGAUUAUGAAUUAGACUAUAACUACACUUCCGAAAACAAUAUCACUCCACACGAGGAGCUAGUUUUUCGGCACAAAUCGACUUGUUUAAAAGAAGGGUCAUGUAUGUCUUUGCUCUUGGUCAGCGUGGUCAUUUUUCUGCUGGGCUUCUUUGGAAAUGCUUUGGUCAUCUGGAUUUCUGGCUUCAAGAUGAAGAAGACGGUCAACACAACCUGGUACCUGAGCCUUGCGAUCUCCGACUUUGUCUUCUGCGCCUUCCUCCCAUUCAACAUCGCCCACAUGGUGAUGGAGGAGUGGAUCUUUGGCCACUUCAUGUGCAAAUUUGUCCCCUUCAUUAUGUUCCUCAACAUGUUCAGCAGCAUCUUCCUCCUGGUUGUCAUCAGCGUUGACCGCUGCGUGUCAGUGGUGUUUCCGGUUUGGGCCCAGAACUGUCGCACUGUCAAAAAGGCAUCCAUUGUUGUUUUUGUGGCCUGGCUUCUCGCAAUCGCACUGAGCUUUCCCUCUGUGAUCUUUCGGGAUGUUGGCACUCACCUGGGUAGGACCAUUUGCUUGAACAAUUAUACGUCAAACCAACACAGUCACAAGAUUGUGGCAGGGAGCCGCUUCCUUGCAGGGUUUAUUGUCCCGUUCACCAUCAUCAUCAUCUGCUACUCUGUCAUCAUCCUCAGACUUCGAACCAGCAGGAUGACUAAAUCCUCCAAACCACUCAAAGUCAUGACUGCACUCGUGGCUGCUUUCUUCAUCUGCUGGCUGCCCUAUCACGUGUUCAUCCUGCUUGAGCUGGACCACCAAAACCUUGACCAGGGCAUUUUAAUCAUUGGACUCAAAGUAGGCACUUCUUUGGCAGCGGCGAACAGUUUCCUCAACCCAGUGUUGUAUGUUUUCAUGGGCAAUGACUUCAAGCAGAAGUUCAAGAGCUCUGUGCUCUCAAAGAUGGAGAACGCGAUGGGAGAUGAAGGCCGCACCACCAGCCGAUACCUGUCCAGGUCCAGCUCCAUGGACGCCAGAGCUUCUACACACAUCUAGAGGCAUCACUCCAAAGCUGUCUCACUCAGUGCACUCACCUGUACAAAAAAUACUUCAAAUGUGCAAUUAAUUGCUGUAACACACGUUAUGGAAUAUGUUGUUGCUUGUGAUAACACACUCGUGUUGCAUUUUUAUUCUGUUGGCCACAUAGAGAAAUCUGUUACCAGUUUAGGCUCACAAACAGAUAAUGAGGUUAAAGAUCUACAAGCUUGCGCCAAUAUCUUAACAUGUGCUAAGUUCAUUUUUACAUGGCACAAGGAUGACAUCAAUUUCAUCCAGCAGGUGUAUUUUCAGAGUAGUAUUUGCAAAAGUUUUGUAGGCAAUUAUAACUGUAAAUGUAGUUGUAAAAUAAGACUGUAAAAUAUGAGGUAUAUUUUCUGAUAAUAUACACAGUAUAUGUAUAAUCAUUAUAUUAAGUAUUGUCUGUAAUUAUAUUAAGAAAAAGAAACACUUCCAUUGCCUUUCACAAGUGCAAUUUUGUGUGUAUUUGGAAUCUAAAAUGAUGGCAACAUCACCUUUCACAAAUGUUUGUUGAAUGCAUGUUGAAGAUACAUUUUUGAGUCUUGCAGGGCUCUUGCAUCGAUUGUAUUUGCUUUGAUUAGUGACACAUGUCAAAAUUUAACAGGAAGUAAAAUAAUCUUAUGUUUCAAAUCACAGCUUGUAUGUUGCAAAUUUGCUGGAAGGGGCUCGAGGUUGAUUGAUUGUUAUAAAGUUUUCAUCUACUUCCUUGACCUCUGAACUAAAAUAAUAAGCACACUGGCAUACAAGAAUUAACACAUGGAGUUUCUUUGUCAUGCACAUAAACCUCAAUUGUCGUUCCACCGGAAAAGGAAUAUCUGAGGUUUUAUUUACUGAUACCACAGUACGUAACUAUUUGUGUGUUGUAGCAUUUAUGUAUGUUAUAUCAGACUGACCCAAAUACAAUGUGCAAAUAGGUGGAGGACUUGCUGCUGAGAUAUAUGCAGUGAAGUCUCAUGAAUAAGAGGAGUACAGAAAUAGCUGGUGUCUUUCACAGCUCUGCAUACUAUACAGUGUAUAGAGUGAGAUGAUUGUAUUUGUGAAUCAGUACAUACAACACAUACCCAGCUGUUAUUAGCAGUUACCAAUGGACUUGUAUUUCUGUUGUUUCAUGUGUGACAGCUGCACAGUGAAUGCUGUUUGUGCAAUAAAUGUUUUUUUCCCUCCUUGUUUGUGUUUUCUGAAAUAAAGAUGUAACUAUUAGAA
This is a messenger RNA of Micropterus dolomieu (smallmouth bass), 2321 nucleotides long. RefSeq names its product chemokine-like receptor 1 (gene cmklr1). Gene Ontology annotation, cellular component: plasma membrane. Gene Ontology annotation, biological process: inflammatory response; phospholipase C-activating G protein-coupled receptor signaling pathway; positive regulation of macrophage chemotaxis. The coding region runs from base 60 to 1097 and encodes 345 amino acids. The record is from RefSeq and is a predicted model, not a curated record. NCBI's taxonomy places the organism in Eukaryota, Metazoa, Chordata, Actinopteri, Centrarchiformes, Centrarchidae. Gene Ontology annotation, molecular function: G protein-coupled receptor activity; complement receptor activity. The transcript is spliced from 2 exons.